AUGAAUCAACAAAAGUAUGUAUGCCUUUUUAUUUAUGCAAGUCUAAGCUAUUAACUAAAACAGAAGAUCGAGAGAUUCACUAUAUAAUGAUGAAAAUAUAGAAUCCAACUCGGAAGAUGAGUAUAUUGCACCAAAUAUUGAAUUUGAGAUCGUUGAGGUGAAUGAAGUAGAUGAUAAAAAGCAAGAUGCUAUUCAAGUAGAUAACAAAGAAGAACCAGAAGAAUUUGAUUUUCCAUUAUUUACAAGCUCGACUAAAUCAACAGACAUACAAGAUCAAGCGGAAGAAAGAGGAAGAUCACAAUCAUCAACAAUGAAAAUUUCAUUAAGAGAACCAUCAGAAGAACGAAUAGUCAAUGAAAGACCAGAAUCAUAUUAUUUUGCAAGUUAUUCAUUAGAACAACUAAAUCAAUUUAAACAAUGUGCAUUAACAUAUGUUGAAAUUUUUAAAGAUAUAAAAAUUAUACAAGAUAAUCAACCAUGGAAAGUGAUAAAUUUAAAUGAGUACAAUAUAAAAAUAGAACAAGAGUUAAAGAAGAACAAAAAGAAGAAUAGACCAGGUAAGAAGAAAAGAAUGAAUAAAAUUAAAUGUAGAGAACGUAAAAUUGAAAAUUUAAAAAUAAUGAAAAAGUUGGAACAAGAAAAGAAGAAAUUACAAUUUAAACAAAAAUAUCAAAGAAACGUCAGUAAUAAGAAAUUAUUUACAAAGAACAAACCAAUAAAAGCUAAUAGUAUUAGUAUUAGUAGUAAUAAACCUAAACCUAAAUAUAGAACUGAAUAA
Insectozyma verbasci is the source of this 778-nucleotide messenger RNA. The record is from the annotation of a GenBank genome assembly. NCBI's taxonomy places the organism in Eukaryota, Fungi, Ascomycota, Pichiomycetes, Serinales, Debaryomycetaceae.